Alligator mississippiensis (American alligator) is the source of this 924-nucleotide messenger RNA. Its product is annotated as ropporin-1. NCBI's taxonomy places the organism in Eukaryota, Metazoa, Chordata, Crocodylia, Alligatoridae. The transcript is spliced from 6 exons. The coding region runs from base 150 to 785 and encodes 211 amino acids. The record is from RefSeq and is a predicted model, not a curated record.
AAAAGGCCUGGCCCUGAAUUCCUGCAGCUCCUACGUUGGGUGCCACCUGUGCUACGUCUCACAGUAGACCUGGGUCUGACUACCCUCAACCAAGCGCUGGCUGCGUUCCACGGAGAGGCUGAGAUUCCUUAGCCUCGGGUACAGUAAUUAUGCCGUAUACAGAUACGCACAUAAGCAUCCCGCCACAACUUCCAGAAAUAUUGAAACAAUAUACAAAAGGUGCUAUCCGAACCCAGCCUCCAGAUCUUCUACAAUGGUCUGCUGAUUACUUUACAGCUGUUGCCCGUGGUGAUAUUCCUCCAGGUAGGGAACGAACGGAGAGGACCCCUUUAUCAAACUGGGCAGACCUCACUCCAGAGAUCUUAAAGGUCUUACAUCAAAGAGUGGGUGGGAGACUGAUAGUCCAUGCGGAUGAACUGGCUCACUUAUGGAAGGUGCUGAAUCUCCCAAUAGACUUAUUCGAGAGCGUGAUGAAUGUAGGGCAUUUUACUGAAGAAGUUGAAUGGCUAAAGUUUUUAGCCCUGUCAAGUAGUUCUCUUGGAGUUAAUAUCACAAAAACUCUGAAGAUCAUAUGUGAGGUUUUAUCCAAUGAUGACAGUGGACCUGCACGUAUUCCUUUUAGCACUUUCCAGUUUCUCUACACGUACAUUGCAGAAGUAGAUGGGGAGAUUUCAUUAUCCCACGUCAACAGAAUGCUCAAUUACAUUGAACAGGAGAUCAUUGGACCAGAUGGUCUAAUUAAAGUGAAUGAUUUUACCCGGAAUCCUCAGGUCAAGCUGGAAUAAGAGCAAAGCUUUCCAGCAGUAUGAUAGCAGAUAAAUGAAGGAAGCUGCUGCUGAAUAACUCUUACCAACUGGUCCUUCAUUGACUUUUCUUCUGUCUGUUAAUAAACAAUUUGGCAAAGAAUUCAAUAAAAAUGUGAGA